This is a messenger RNA of Castor canadensis (American beaver), 582 nucleotides long. The record is from RefSeq and is a predicted model, not a curated record. NCBI's taxonomy places the organism in Eukaryota, Metazoa, Chordata, Mammalia, Rodentia, Castoridae.
AUGUCGAGUGUGCAGGAUGGCUGUGCGCUGGAAUGCAGUCAGGGCACAGAGAGGUCAGCAGUUGUGACGGACACCGAGCACCGAGCAGGCAGGAGGCGUGAUGGAUCAUCCACUAGGAUGCUGACAGAGGUGGAGCCUUUCUCCCAUCCCUUUGAUUGCAAUGGGCUAUCAGGCCUCAGAACUCGACUUUUGAUUAGUUGUGUCACUGCUGUGACAAGCGAUGCUGUCUACAUUAGUAAUGACACUUACUUCUCCAUGGACAUUGUUUCUGAAGGGUUUGUGCCUUACAAGGGUGACUGGAUCCAAGUUGAAUACUCCACCCAGCCUGGCACCUCAAACAUCAUCGCACACUCGUUGAAGCCCACUAACUGUAGUCAUAUUGAUGAGGUCUACAUCAGUAACAUGCACGGAAGUCAAGGGGUGAUAGACGACGCUAUCUUUUUCACUUUGGAUUCUCUGAAACUUCCUCCUGGAUACGUUCCUCAAUUACAUGACCUUGUCGAUGUGGUCAUAGUGGAGAGCGCUCAGUCCUGCUAUACCUGGAGAGCGGUUUCCAUGACCCCAGUGCAAAUGUCGCAGUAG